AUGCCUCCCAAAGAUGCUGUGGAAAGACGCUCGCUAAGAGCAAUUGCAGAAGAUGUCGUGACCAAAAGAUUAGAUGCACGGGCUCACAUCCCUGCGACCAGUGUAGCAAGCGGAAUUCAGCUUGUCAUUUCGAGAGCCUGUCAGAAACGGUUCUGGUCACACGAAGACAGAUAUAUUAAUAGCCUCCACGACCGACUAGCUACCUUACAGCACAGAGUGAACCAACCAGCUGCUUUGCAAUCGACCCCUAAACAGCCUUCCAUCCUCCCAUGUGAUAACGCGACAUCCUUGCUAUCGUCAGCCGAGAGUGAGGACCAAGGCCUGCACUUUAGACAUGUCACUACAACGACAUCCAGAAGCCAAGGUGGAGUGGAAGUCAAGGCGCCUCUGACAAAUCCACUCGCAUUUCACAUCACAGACUGGGUUCCAGGCCCUAUGGGAACACCGGUUUUCAUGGGCACGUCAUCUAGUUGGGCCUUCGCUCGACGAGUGCUGGGAAUGACCCACGAGAAACUGACUGGGUCGUCGCUGUUUCCCGAUCCAGCGAAUCUGCUCUUUGAUGAUCAUGUUUACGAUCUCAAGUGGGAUGGAAACAAAGCAAACUAUCCACAGGACCUUUUUGACGUCUCGAACCUUCCAACACCGGAAUUCGCCAAGUAUCUUAUCAGUUCGGUCAAGUUCCACUGUGGACAGCUGUUCUAUCUAUUUGACGAGGACCGUUUCAUGGAGAAGUUUGCAGUGUUCCAGCAAAAUCCAGUGAAAGAAGCUCGAUCUUCGCCUUUGUGGUUUUGCCACUAUCUUCUGAUUCUUGCAUUUGGAAAAAUAUUUGUGGUUCAAUCAACCCGAUCGCGGGUCCCAGUCGGCGCAGAACACUUUGUCCAAGCCAUGCAAUGCAUGCCGGACUUUAACUUCUUUGACGGCGAUCCGAUUGAGAUGAUACAGGUCAUGUGCUGUGCUGCAUUGUAUCUCCAGUCCGUCCACAGCCGUGGCCCGGCCCAUCGCAUGAUUGGUAAUGCGCUCCGCCACGCACUGGGAUAUGGCAUGUAUACUGAAAUGCAUGGGAUCUGUCUUAAUCAAGACUACGUGCAGCGAAGCAGCCUUGUGUGGUGGACUUGCUACGUCCUUGAACGCCGCAUGUCGUCUCUUUUAGGAGUGCCCAUGGGGAUUUCAGAAGAGAGCAUCAGUGCUUCAUUUCCUUCGAUAUCCACGCAUAUCCAAGGCGCAAAUGUCCUAGAGAUGCAAGUUAUGUUAUGCCAAAUACUGGCAAAAGUGGACCUGACUGUAUAUGGCAGUGAAGGAAAAGUCGAUAGUCGCUAUCUCAGCGCUACUCAGUCUGUUCUCCGAGACAUUGCCCAUGUCACUGAACAAUUGAAUAGCUCUUUCAACCUAUAUACCAAGGGUUCCAUGAGCGGUACGUCGCGAAUAUCGGCACAUUUGUACAUUUUUCAGCAUCAGUGUAUCAUUCUCACGACAAGGCCCCUUUUGUACAUUUUCCUCCAAUCCAAACUGGGCCUGUCUGACCCUGCGUUGAUGGACUGGCUUCAAGCGGGGACUGUGAAGGCUCUCCUUCACAUCUGUGUGGAGUCCUCUCAACAGAUCCUAAGAAUCCUAUCAAAUUUACUAGAACAAGGGAUUUUGGAAACCUUUCUCCCUUUCGACAUGGACGCGGCAUCUACAGCCACGAUCUCGCUUUUGCUGGCGGCUGCAAUUGAUCCAUCCCUACUACGAGAUCACUCACCUUGGUCACAACGUGCGUACGCUAUUUUCGAUGAUAUGACCGCUCGCGGCAACCUUUCGGCCAGACUUAUCAGGUCGGAGUUGAAGCAAUUAGACAGUGAACUUUCUCAGCUGGCGAUGAAAGGGAAUAUGGCAACGGUCCUACCAACACACGCUCCUCGUGAAUCGAGAGAGGGGGAUAAUCCUGUAGCCAUGGUUCCUCCGGUCGAGUCGGGUGAGCAUAGCCACUCACUGGGGUCGAAGUCUGCGGAAGGAUUUGAGGAACAUUACGAACUCAGACCAGAUCAGUUGAUGGACCUGGCCAAUUCCUUAGACCUGAAUAGUCUUACUUGGCCGUUUCCUUCGGUUGAUGAUCUGUCAGACCUGGAUAUAUGA
Messenger RNA from Aspergillus nomiae NRRL 13137, 2112 nucleotides. RefSeq names its product fungal specific transcription factor domain-containing protein. Gene Ontology annotation, molecular function: DNA binding; zinc ion binding. Gene Ontology annotation, biological process: DNA-templated transcription. NCBI's taxonomy places the organism in Eukaryota, Fungi, Ascomycota, Eurotiomycetes, Eurotiales, Aspergillaceae. The record is from RefSeq and is a predicted model, not a curated record. The transcript is spliced from 9 exons. Bases 1 to 2112 code for a protein of 703 amino acids.